Symbiodinium natans is the source of this 906-nucleotide messenger RNA. Lineage: Eukaryota; Dinophyceae; Suessiales; Symbiodiniaceae. The record is from the annotation of a GenBank genome assembly.
AUGCAAUGCCGAUUCCAGAUCGUUCCCGUGGCUGGGAAGGGCCUCGGUGCUGUCGCGACAGUGGCGAUAGCCCAAGGUGAAUGGGUGCUCCGAGAUGAUCCGCCUUUGCUGAGGCUUGGCGCCACAGAAAUGGCACGCUUCGACCAUCGGUGGCCUUGCGAACUCCGGCGCUCGGAGGAGUACAUUCGGGCGCGGGAGAAGCACUUCGAGGCGCCCCUGCAGGCGCAGCUGCGAGAGCUGUCGGUCCCGCAGCAGCAGGCUGUGCUGGCGCUCCACAGCCGCCAGGGCUCCGAGGGCCUGGCGGGCAUCUUCUUCACCAAUGCGCUGCCCACGGAGCAGGAGGAGGACUGGGUGCUGUGCGAGACAGCAAGCCGGUUCAACAGCAGCUGCCAGCAGAAUGCCGUGUACCAGUGGUCUGAGAGGCAAAGCUCUGCGUCGAUUCGAGCAGUCUGGGACAUUCCGGUCGGCGAAGAGAUUUCUGUCUUCUACGGGUCCACCGAGCAGCUCCUCAGCCCUGGAGUCCAACGCCGCGAAUUUCUGAGCUUUUGGGGCUUCGAUUGCUGCUGCCCCGCCUGCUCGGCCCGCGGGUCGGACGACAACCGGCGGAGGAUUCGGGAGCUCUCUGCCAGGCUGGACGGCACGGAGAUCGUCCAACUUCCCAUGGUCGAGCGCUACUCCCUGGCCGUGACGCGCCUGCAGCUGUACCAAGCAGAGAAGCUGUUCUUCGCGGGCUACUUCCGUGCGCUGGCCGCUUGCGUUCAGCUCUCGCAGGCGGCGGACGCGCCGUUGGCCGAGCGUCGUCUUUGGGCCGAGAUGGCACUGCGGCACGCGCAGCUCUUCCAUGCAGAGGACGCAGCUCUGCUCGACCACUGUGCGGCGGCAGUGGAGGCUUCCAGAGACUCUUGA